GCCCUCCUGUCUUGUCAGCCAUCACGACGGGGGUUACUGCUGUGCUAGCUAGCCUGAGUAAAACCAGGCGCCGUUUUAUAGCUAUUCAGCUAGAUUUUCUCUUUCUUCUAUUUGGCUAAUGUUGGAUAGACAUCAUGGAUUUCAACGAAUUGUUUAGUGAACGAACAUUACAAUUUUCUGACUUUCAGGAGUUUACGUUUCUUCCUGGACAUCAGAAACUGUCUGAGAGAGUGCGGAAGCGAUUGUACUAUGGCCUGGACCAAGACGGCUCUCUAGAUAACCUUUCCUGUCCUGUUACAGAUAUUGCUGUGGAACUCCUUCAGAAAUCUGCCCCUAGCCCAAUUCGAAAACUGCACAAGAAAUAUGCUGCUCAUGUCGCGAGGGAGGCGUGCAUCUCUCCGUGUGCCAUGAUGCUGGCCCUGGUCUACAUCGAAAGGCUACGACACAGGAACCCCGAAUACCUGCAAAAGAUCUCCUCCUCUGACCUCUUUCUUAUCUCCAUGAUGGUUGCCAGCAAAUAUUUGUACGACGAAGGGGAGGAUGAGGAGGUGUUCAAUGACGAGUGGGGGGCUGCUGGGAAACUGGAUGUCCAGACUGUCAACACUCUGGAGAUGAAUUUCCUCGAUGCUAUUGAGUGGAGCCUCUUCACUGAGCCAGGGGACUACUUUGGCAUACUGAAUCAACUAGAAACCAGUAUUGCAGAGAACCAGGGGAUGAAGCGAGGCUGGUUCACCUACACUGACCUCUGUGUGCUUCUGGAGCAGGCGGCGUGGCGACAAGCACUGACAGCCAUCUACCUGCACUUUGCCAAGGUGACCUGCAUGCUGGGGCUGGUGUAUCUGACCAGUGUCGCAGGCCUUAUCGCCACCAGCCUCCCCAGGAGCAACCAGCCCCUGUCCCCAGUCAGCCAAGUCCACCUGCCUAGCUCCAGCCUCUCUCCACCACCACCACUAGGCCUGCUCCCAGUCCCAGAGUCCCCAAGUCCAGCAUCCGACCUCCCUCGCUGCUGCGUCUUGGGCAACGACAGUCACAAACGCAGACCUGGCACUCUCCACACCCACGACAACCACGGCUCGCCAACCACCUCCCAGACCUCUAUUCUGUGUCUAUGGGGCUCUCUCCUCACUUCCCUAAGCCACACUGACCCACACCCCCAGCCUGACACUGAACCAGCCUUGUCCGCCUCCUCUCUGCACUACCCCGGCUGCCCAGUUACAGUGGGGAGCCCCCCUCCUGGCUCCAUCCAGUGCAGCCCAUCGAACACCUCUGCUCCACUACUUGAGCCUGGAACCCCUGGUCACCCCGCAGCACCGUGGCUGGCCCCUGCCCCCCUCCUCUACGGAGCCAUCCCGAUGCUCCUGGACUCCCGCCUGACUGGCAUGGCAACCCUCCGUGUCGGACCCUGCUGCCCACAGUUCAUGCUGCCCAUCGAGAAAGCCCAAUCUCUCCUCAUGCCCAGCUAGACACAGACGGACAAAACAAGCCACUAUCGUUACCCUGCAAUGACUAUGACGCCGGACUCCAAAUUAAACCAACUGAUUUUUCAGAAUGCGUCCGUUGCAGUGAAAGGAUUGAUUUUGUUUUGUAUGUGCAUUUUUUUUUGUGCAUAUACUGUCUAAAUUUGAGAUAAGGCCCCCUAAAGGUGAGUACAAAAUGUGCUACAGUGGUUUGCCAGCUGAAUUGGUGUAAAUAAGUGAGAUGAACUCAUAACCGCGUGAGAUCUGAGUUCUGUGCUCAGACCCUCGUAUCUUUUCUAACGUAUCUUUUUCAAAGGAGGUUGGAUCACAUCGCUUUACAAUGGGUGUUUCCAAAGUCAAGGAGGUGUUUGAGGUCUAGAAGGUGUGUACAUGGCAAACUAAUCUUUCUUGUUUGGCUUUAAAAAAGACAACAUGUCUAAGCAUAGCUACCAUACACACACAGCGUUUGUUACUACCUAGUCUUUGGCCUGGGUACCAGAUUUGUUUGUCAUCAUUCCACUCACACUCCAUGUUUGGCAUGACAAAAUGGCAUGAUGGAAGAAACAGACUGGUACCCAGGCUACCUACUCUUUACCUAUGCUUGAAAAUGGGGGCUUGUGGGAGUUGGGCUAAGUGAAGUUUUUAGUUGGAAGAGUUAAGUUUUGAUGUGACAUCAUAGCUAUUUGAGAAUGUGUUGAGAAAGUAAGUUGUCUCCACAAAAGCAAGGCUGCUUUCUAAGUCAGUACUGUACUGUAGCGCUUUAAGAAGGGAGGCAAUUUAGUCUGGUCCCAGAUCUGUUUGUGCUCUUGCCAACUCUAUUGCUGUCCUUGUCAAACCAAACAUUGCAUGACAAUGAGUGAGAAGCAGUUGGAUUGAUGGCACAAACAGACUUACACUCAAGCUAGAGACAACUAGCCUACAUUUGAUUUGCCAUGGAGUUUUUGGGUUAUUAUUCUCUCAUUUACUGUAGUUGUUAUUUUUUUAAAUGUCAACAUAUUUUUGCACAGAUGGCUACUGGUCCCUGCACUGAACAAUAGUAGAGAUGUAAUGCUUUUUUAUUCCAGUGAAAAAACAGUAAACAUUGAAUUCAUAUCUCGGUUUGGCUGCCCCUCAAGUCGUGUUCAUUAGGGCACAUCAUAGCGAAAUGCUUUACACCACUUCGCAAUAGUAAACAAAAAUAUAAGUUUCUUAUUGGACAAGGUCAGAGAGACCCCCCCCCCUUUUUGGGGGGGACAUUUUGUUUCAUUUUCUGCCUACUGAACAUGACCCUAAACUCAGAUAGCACUGGGGGACAGAUGGAACUCUAAAUAUUUAUUUUACCAUGAUGGAAUGCAGUGGCGAUCUCUAAUUUCAUGUUUGUACAACAGAAUGCCACGCAACUGAAAUGGGUCAUAACCAGUUUACUGUUUUGAUGUUUUUUAAAUGAGUUUUGAAUAUGAUUGAAAAUGUAUCUAAUGAAUGUGAUUUUCAUCCAAUUACCCUUUUCAUGGAAACAGUUGUAUUGUGCAAAACAUCACUUUUUUUAAGUAGAAAUGUCUGUUUUUUAAUUUAUGCAAUUAAUUAGUAUCCCUCUUUAACAUACCCAUUUGGUUGGGGAGACCUGACAACAUUAAAAACCACUCAAUCACUUGCAUACAAUUUGUCUUCUUCACCCGCUCAAAAUUGGAAAAUGUCUUCUUUCUCCAUAGAUUUACUUGAAUGGGGAUGUAAAUUCUAGUAAUACUAUUUCAGUCUCUCAUCCCUGAAACAGUUGGCUCUUCUCAUAUUGUUCUACUCAAGAUUGAAGGUUCUUGCUAGGGAAUUUGAUAUUUGUACAUAUGACUUGGUUUUACAUUGACACCUUUCUUACAAAGCCAGGAGGCACUGUGGUCCCUAGGACAUGAACUCAUGAAGUUUGGCUUUUGUUGAAUUGCUGAAAACAUCUAAAUAAAUAAAACCUUUUUUUUUUUUUUUAUAAAACAUUUUUCAAAUCAGACUUAGAUUUUGAAGCACAAUAUCCUUAAAUUUUGUAAACAAUGUGUAGAAAUCUGUUUAAAAAGUAAUAAUAAUAAAAUGCUUGACUCUUAACCCCAAAAAA
This is a messenger RNA of Oncorhynchus gorbuscha (pink salmon), 3534 nucleotides long. Its product is annotated as protein CNPPD1-like. The coding region runs from base 135 to 1463 and encodes 442 amino acids. Gene Ontology annotation, biological process: regulation of cyclin-dependent protein serine/threonine kinase activity. The transcript has 8 exons. Gene Ontology annotation, cellular component: cyclin-dependent protein kinase holoenzyme complex; nucleus. NCBI's taxonomy places the organism in Eukaryota, Metazoa, Chordata, Actinopteri, Salmoniformes, Salmonidae. Gene Ontology annotation, molecular function: protein kinase binding; cyclin-dependent protein serine/threonine kinase regulator activity. The record is from RefSeq and is a predicted model, not a curated record.